AUGCAUUCGUGGGCCACCCUCGCCGUGGCGCUGCUGGCCAACGGGGUGGCGGCGCAGAACAUGCUGCGGUUCGCGUGCUCGCAGCUCGUCGUCGACCGCAUCGACCCCCUGGUCAACCCGGGCGUGCGGUACACGCCGCAUCUGCACCAGAUCGUCGGCGGCAACUCGUUCAACCUGACCAUGGACAUUAGCAAGCACGACCUCGCGGCCCAGUCGUCGUGCACGUCGUGCACCUUCAACGAGGAUCUGUCCAACUACUGGACCGCCGUCAUGUUCUUCAAGGCCAAGAACGGCACCUACAAGCGCGUGCCCCAGGUCGGCAACGGCGGGCCCCAGGGCCAGCUGGUCAACAAUGGCGGCCUCGACGUCUACUACAUUCCCAGCGGCAAGGUCACCGCCUUCAAGCAGGGCUUCCGCAUGCUUGCCGGCAACGCCGCAAACACAGAUAACAGCAAGGUGUCCAAGGGCAACAUCUGCCAUCGCUGCUGGACGUCGACCAACGACAACACGUUCGUCGGCGGCGCUCCCUGCUCCGGCUCCGACACGGUCGACAUUCCCCAGGACACCAAGUGCAAGAUGAUCCGCCAGACCAUCAUCUUCCCCGCAUGCUGGGACGGCAAGAACCUCGACUCGCCCGAUCACAAGUCGCACGUCACCUACAGCGGCUCCGGCGCCAGCGGCGGCGGCUCGUGCCCGUCGACGCAUCCCGUCAAGCUGCCCCAGGUCAUGUACGAGCUGAUGUGGAACGUGUCGUCCUUCAUGGACAAGAGCAUCUGGCCCGACUCCGGCCCGGCCCUCAUGUACAGCAUGAACCUCGGUGGCGCUGCCGCCCACGGCGACUACGUCUUCGGCUGGAAGGGGGACUCGCUGCAGAAGGCCAUGGACAAGAACUGCAACCUCAACAAAGACUGCCCGGCCGCCGGCCUCACCGCCCAGACGCCCGCGAAGUACAACGCCUGCAACAUCAAGCAGCAGGCUCCCGAGACGGUCGAUGGCUGGCUCAAGGCUCUGCCAAUGGGCGAGAUGGCCAUCAAGGCCUAG
Messenger RNA from Lasiosphaeria miniovina, 1041 nucleotides. RefSeq lists its product as uncharacterized. The transcript is spliced from 5 exons. The record is from RefSeq and is a predicted model, not a curated record. Lineage: Eukaryota; Fungi; Ascomycota; Sordariomycetes; Sordariales; Lasiosphaeriaceae. The coding region runs from base 1 to 1041 and encodes 346 amino acids.